UCACUGCUUCAGUCCUCAACGCAGCUUGACAGAGUCGGGAGAGUGUGAAAAACGUCGUCUGCUUUGGAAUUGAUAGCACUGUUAGAAUUUAAAAAAUUUAUACUACUAUACAAUAUGCCGAACAUAAUCAAUGACAUCAAACUGGACUUUAAGGAUGUUUUGUUACGUCCAAAAAGAAGCACUCUCAAAAGCAGAUCGGACGUUGAUCUGUACAGAGAGAUGAAAUUCCGCAAUUCUAAACGCACGUAUAAGGGUAUUCCCGUGAUGGCAUCUAAUAUGGACACCAUUGGCACUUUUGAGAUGGCCAAAGCGCUGUCACAGCACGGAAUAUUUACAACAGUUCACAAAUACUACACAGCUGAGGAAUGGAAAGAUUUUGCAGCUCGUAAUCCAGGUUGUAUCAGCAAUAUCGCCGUUAGUUCAGGAACAGGACAAGAAGAUUUUGAGCGGCUCUCAAGUAUCAUAAAUUCCGUCCCAGAACUUUCUUUCAUUUGCUUAGAUGUUGCUAAUGGGUAUUCUCAGCACUUUGUUGAGUUCGUGAGGAAAGUCCGAUUCGCCUAUCCGAAUCACACAAUAAUUGCUGGCAAUGUUGUAACUGGAGAAAUGGUGGAAGAGUUAAUACUCUCGGGGGCUGACGUGAUCAAAGUGGGAAUUGGGCCAGGCUCUGUGUGCACAACACGUAUGAAAACCGGAGUUGGUUAUCCUCAAUUAAGUGCGGUUAUCGAGUGUGCAGAUGCAGCCCAUGGUUUGAACGGGCAUAUCAUUUCCGAUGGCGGAUGCACGUGUCCGGGAGAUUUGGCCAAAGCAUUCGGCGCUGGUGCUGAUUUUGUAAUGGCUGGGGGAAUGUUCGCAGGACAUGAUCAAUGCGGUGGAGAAACAAUAGAGAAGGACGGGAAACGUUUCAAGCUCUUCUACGGCAUGGCUUCCUCUACCGCGAUGCAAAAACACGCCGGUGGAGUCGCGGAGUAUAGAUCGUCGGAGGGUAAAACCGUCGAAAUUCCGUACAGAGGAGACGUAGAAAAGACCGUCUUGGACAUUUUGGGAGGACUACGUUCGGCAUGCACUUACACCGGAGCAGCUCGUCUGCAAGAACUUCCCCGAAGAGCAACGUUCAUACGUUGUACUCAGCAAUUGAACACCGUUUACGGUCCACCGAAUUGAAUUAUAGCAAAAAUUAAUACUAAAUUGUGAAAAAUACACACAUACAUAUAUAUAUAUAUGGCUGUGUGUACGUAUAUGUAUGUAUAUACAUAUAAUAUAUAUGAAUUAAUUAUUGUAUAGCAACAUUGUAGUCAAAAAUUGAAACUAUUUGCUGGCAAAUGAUAUAUUUGUAAUAUAAAGUUAAUAUAUACCGCGGCCUACUCGUUUCAUGCGUCCCUUGAUGCAGAGAGAGACCGAUUUUUAUUUAUUUACAAUCGAAUGCACAAUAAUAAGACUGCAUAAUUUUUAAUUUCAUUGCAAUAAUGCGAGUUUUCAAAAAUUAAACGCAAUCAUUCGCAUCCACGCAUCGCACAGCAGUAAUAUAUCGAUUAUCAAUUAAAAGUACGUACUUUUACUUUCGCCAAUAUCGCUAAUACAUAGUUUAUUUUUCUUUAUUAAAAUGUCUAAAUGUCACUUGGCAUCCAAUGAGUGAUAUUUGCUAUUCAUCGUAUCAAAUGAGUACCAUCUAAUGUCUAUAAAGCUACAAUAUUGUAAACAACAUAAUUCUCUUGAUAUGUUUGAAUAAAAUACGAAUCACUGUAA
Messenger RNA from Diprion similis, 1743 nucleotides. Its product is annotated as GMP reductase 1-like. NCBI's taxonomy places the organism in Eukaryota, Metazoa, Arthropoda, Insecta, Hymenoptera, Diprionidae. The record is from RefSeq and is a predicted model, not a curated record. Gene Ontology annotation, cellular component: GMP reductase complex. Gene Ontology annotation, molecular function: GMP reductase activity. Gene Ontology annotation, biological process: nucleotide metabolic process. The transcript has 6 exons. Bases 115 to 1161 code for a protein of 348 amino acids.